AUGCCGGAUCAGCCAGCAGACUCUAGCAACAGGAUCGAGGAGAUCAGGGAGACGAAUGCUUGGUUCCUGGACUCUGUCUUCUUCUACGGCGAUCGCUUUUACCAGUUUGCGCGACGCUUGAUUGAUGCUCUGUCAAGACUGCAUCAGGCGGUCCGUGACGGCCAGCUGCCACCUACUGCCGCACGGCGGGCGGCUGCUUUCAUCAUUGCUUGUUCACGGCUCGAUACAGCGGCAGAAGCGCUCCGAGUGGAAGGAAAUGCGAAGGCCCCUGGGACCAACCCUCCCGCCAUGCCCUCGAGCGCCACGCCGUGCGAUGGGCGGCCGGGCGGAGGAAUGUGCAUCCGCCCGGUCGAGCCUGGGCAGGCCAUGGCUGCGAUAGUGGGUAGAUCCACAGCCAACGCCCAUGGAGACAGCGCCGACUGCGAGACUAUGCCAGUGCCAGUGAAGGGCGCCAGAAAAGGCGACGGCCCACGAAAGAUCCUGUCGAAUGUGACCUGCGAGUUCCCGCCGGGAAGGCUGUCCGCGAUCAUGGGUGCAAGUGGUUCGGGCAAGACGUCCGUGCUGACCGCCAUUCGUGGCCUUCAGGCUGCUGACUCCGAGAUGUGCGGACAGGUUCUUUGCGAUGGCCAUCCGGUCAAGAUGGACACCAUGCGCCACUUGGCAAGUGCGGUCCCACAGGAGGACGUAUUUCUCGCAGCUUUGACCCCGAGGGAGACCUUGGGCUUUGCAGCCGAGCUGCGUCUGCCCACCACCUGGGGCCCCGAGGCGAGAACCAAGCGUGUCGAGGAGGUGAUUAAGCUUCUCAACAUCGAGAAGUGUGCCGAUACAGCUAUCGGAGAUGAAAAGAUGGGGCUGCGAGGGAUUUCAGGGGGCGAGCGUCGGCGCUUGAGUGUGGGCCUGGCAAUCAUUGGCGGCUUGCCCGAGGUCCUGCUUUGCGACGAGCCCACAAGUGGCCUCGACUCCGCCGCAGCCACCAACAUUGUCGCCCUCAUGAAGGCUUUGGCUGGCCGCGGAGUGACGGUGUUGGCUGCCAUCCAUCAACCGUCGUAUGCGAUCUUCAGCGAGUUCGACUACCUGCUGCUUCUUGAGGUUGGGGUCGUGGUCUACAGUGGCGAGGUAGCGAAGGCGGAGGCGUAUUUCGCGAAGCACGGGGCUCCGACGCCCGAGAAGACAAAUCCAGCGCAUCACUUCGUGCAAAUUGUACAGGAUGAGAGCAGCAAGUGGAUCGAGACCUGGCAGAAGGCAGCCCCGGCGCAGAAGCCAAUUUCCGCAACAGACAGCUUGCCAGGGAAGGCUGCCGAUAUGCCGAGCAUGUGGCAGCAAACGUGCAUUCUGACCAGACGCACACUACUGGAAAACUUCAAAAACAAGAAGAAGCUCGUUGCUCAGUUUGACGCCACUCCGCCGUGGGAAGAGUUCGCUGCCGAGAUCAUGUCUCGUGUGCCUCCAUCUAUCAUGAUCGGCUGCAUCUUCUACCAGAUGGGAGCGGAAUUCACCCAGAAGAACAUCUUCCCUAUCAAGGGCGUGAUGUUCCUCUGCGCGAGCCUCAUUCUCCGUCGCGGCCUUCGACCGGCGGCAGAGGUCGUGGACUGCGGGACCAAGGGCCAAGGCGUCCUAGCCGCACAGGACAUUCGUCCUGGGGAGGUUCUCUCGUGCGAGAAGCCACUCAUGAGACUGACGGUGAACGGGCACGACUCUUCUUGGUACGAUGAUGCCAAAGAGCAGUUCCAGAGGUCAAAAGAAGAUCUCCAACGGCGGAUCUUCUCUUUGGCGGACACCUUCUCCGAGGGCCCGAAGACUUUGCUCGGAAUCCUCAGGACCAACCUCUUCUCUGCAGAUGAAUCUGAUGAUGUCCUUCUGUGCGAAACGGCAAGUCGUUUCAACCACUCUUGCAAUGCGAAUUGCGAGCAGAUCUGGAACCAGGAGACCCUCCGCAUGGAAGUGCGUUCAUGCACAUACAUCCAAGCAGGGCAGGAGCUGUGUGUCCGCUACAUCGACAUCCGAGGUGCGAUGAGCUAUCGCCAGUAUUUGCUGAAGAAGAUGUUCGGAUUUGACUGUGCCUGCGAGGUAUGUGCUCGUGGUGCUGAUGACGACAGUGACUCCCGGCGCAGUGAAAUGGCUUGUCUCUCCGAUGUUCUGGACCACGUGGAGCCGGGCCAGGAGGAGGUUUCGACAAGCACUUUGCUGCGACGGGUGAGGCGGCUGCUGGAUCUCUAUGACGAAGAAGGUUUGCAUGAUCAGAGCAGCCGGCUCUUGGCGUACGAGGCUGCUGCAGCUUUGGAAGACUACCGAGGCAAGAUUGCUGGCUCGCAUCGCUGGCUUCAGAGGGCGCUACGUUGUUCAGAGAUGAUCCGAGGAAGCGAGCAUCCAGCCACACGUGAGCUGCGAGCGAGGGAAGUGCGAACUCAGGCGUUGGUUUGUGGCAGCGAGCGAGAGCAAAAGGAUCUACAGCAGAACCCUUUGAUUGAGUCCUUCUACGCAGGUGCGGCAACUUUCCAGCAGACCAAAGGACUUCUCAAGCGUGAGUACUACGAUGGAGUCUACCAGGUCCUUCCAUACUACAUGGCCUACUACACCGGCUUUCUCGCCAUGCAGGUUCCAUGGACUCUCGCAUGGGCGACGCCGCUGUACUUGCUCAUUGGGCUACCGUUGGAUGCGUACCGCUUCGGUGUGUUUGUGCUGACGACCUUCCUGGUGCUCCUUUUCGCUUGUGUGGCUGGCUCUGCAGUGGGAGCCAAGACACGCGACGCGGACGGCAAUCGAGCAGUUCUGAUGCCGCUCAUCAUUCCUGCUACGCUAUUUUCAGGAUAUGUCAUUCCUUUUGACCAGAUACCCAGAAUCUGGCUGCCGUUCUACUACAUGUCACCGAUCAUGUGGGCAAUGAGUAUUUUCGAGACGAGCCUCUACGAGGGCGUCGUCUUCGAGGACUGCAACCCGAACAUGCCCAUGUGGAGACGACGAUGCUGGGCCACUGGCGACGAGUACCUCGAGCAUGCCACCUGUGAAGUUGCGCAGAAGCUCGGAGUGCCAGGUAUGCUUGCAGUGUGCACGGCGUACCUGAUUGUCGGCCUUCUCCUCAACGUCCGCAUGAUCCAUCGGGCAGUUCUCGAUGGCCACGUCUGA
Messenger RNA from Symbiodinium sp. CCMP2456, 3123 nucleotides. The record is from the annotation of a GenBank genome assembly. Lineage: Eukaryota; Dinophyceae; Suessiales; Symbiodiniaceae.